Molecule: messenger RNA, 1664 nt
Organism: Pipistrellus kuhlii (Kuhl's pipistrelle)
Lineage: Eukaryota; Metazoa; Chordata; Mammalia; Chiroptera; Vespertilionidae
Gene: TMEM158
Product: transmembrane protein 158
Exons: 1
Coding region: 184-1083 (299 amino acids)
Molecular function (GO): peptide binding
Source: RefSeq, a predicted model, not a curated record
GGGGAGGACCCGGAGCCCGGAAGGAUCCCAUCCCCGCGGCCCGGCAGGUGCCCGGCCGCCCGCUCUCCGUCCGGCCGCCCGUCCCCGCGGCCCCGCCGUCAGCUCGCCCUCCCUCCGGGCUCCCGCUCGCCAUGCAGCCGCCGCCGCCGCCGGCCCCGCGCGUGUGAGCGCCCGCCGCCGGCCAUGCUGCCCCUCCUCGCCGCGCUGCUGGCCGCCGCCUGCCCGCUGCCGCCCGCUCGCGGCGGGGCUGCGGGCGCGCCGGGCCUCCUCGGGGCGCCCCCCAACGCCUCCGCCAACGCGUCGUCCGCGGGCGAUCCCGCCGCCGCCGCCGCCCCCCCGAGGCUGCCGGCCCCGGCGGCCCCCGGAGCCCCCGAGCGCGCGGGCCCGGAGGCGGCGGCGCCCUGCAACAUCAGCGUGCAGCGGCAGAUGCUGAGCUCGCUGCUCGUGCGCUGGGGCCGCCCGCGCGGCUUCCUGUGCGACCUGCUGCUCUUCUCCACCCACGCGCCCGGCCGCGCCUUCUUCGCCGCCGCCUUCCACCGCGUCGGGCCGCCGCUGCUCAUCGAGCACCUGGGGCUGGCGGCGGGCGGCGCGCAGCAGGACCUGCGCCUGUGCGUGGGCUGCGGCUGGGUGCGGGGCCGCCCGCCCGGCCGCCCCCGGGCCCCCGCCGCCGCCGCCGGGGCGCCCACCGCGCUGCCCGCCUACCCCUCCGCCGAGCCCCCCGGGCCGCUGUGGCUGCAGGGCGAGUCGCUGCACUUCUGCUGCCUGGACUUCAACCUGGAGGAGCUGCAGGGCGAGCCGGGCUGGAGACUCAACCGCAAGCCCAUCGAGUCCACGCUGGUGGCCUGCUUCAUGACCCUGGUCAUCGUGGUGUGGAGCGUGGCCGCCCUCAUCUGGCCGGUGCCCAUCAUCGCCGGCUUCCUGCCCAACGGCAUGGAGCAGCGCCGGACCGCGGCCACCGCCAGCGCCAGCGCCGCCGCCGCGCCCGCCGCCGUGCCCGCGGGGACCACCGCCGCCGCCGCCGCCGCCGCUGCCGCCGCCGCCGCCGCCGCCGCGGCCGUCACCUCGGGGGCAGCGGCCAAGUGACGGCUCCGCGCCUGCUCCCGGCGGCCGCGCCCUCGGGGGGCCUUUCCCGCCGGGAGACGCGGCCCCCGUGCUUCGUGCUGUCGUGUUCGUUAGUUCUUCGGGGGAGGGGUCCGCCGCUGGGAAGACCGAGCGGAGAGGAACGGGACCCUUUCUCCUCUAUUGCAUCUCCUUGCCUCUUCCCUCCCCCCACACCCACGUGCCCUAUAUCCAUGGCAGAAAAUGACCAAAUCCUGUGUAUUUGUUUUAUAUCUUGAAUAACUGUUUUAAAUGAAAGUUUUAGUAAAAAAAAAAAAAAAAAUCCAAUUGCUAUUGCUGGUAGUGAGAGAAGUUCUUUGUACCCGAACACAGUAGCUGAAGUUGUUUUUUUGUUUGUUUGUUUGUUUUUUGUUGUUUUUUUAAAUUUAUGUCAAAGGGGGAAGGAGCAUGGGAAUGACUGAACCCUGAUCUGUUAUUGUUACUGCUGGAAAUGAACUUUAUGGACCUUUUCCGAGUUGAUCUAUCCAGUGACGUGUCCUGGUGGGCGUUUCUUCUUGUACUUCUGUGGGUUUUUUUGGCUUUUAAUACAGACAUUUUCUUCCAGA